This is a messenger RNA of Pygocentrus nattereri (red-bellied piranha), 9203 nucleotides long. Its product is annotated as piezo-type mechanosensitive ion channel component 2. Lineage: Eukaryota; Metazoa; Chordata; Actinopteri; Characiformes; Serrasalmidae. The transcript has 52 exons. Gene Ontology annotation, molecular function: mechanosensitive monoatomic ion channel activity; monoatomic cation channel activity. Gene Ontology annotation, biological process: regulation of membrane potential; cellular response to mechanical stimulus; detection of mechanical stimulus. The coding region runs from base 1 to 8457 and encodes 2818 amino acids. Gene Ontology annotation, cellular component: plasma membrane. The record is from RefSeq and is a predicted model, not a curated record.
AUGGCCUCUGAGGUGGUGUGUGGACUCAUCUUCAGACUCAUACUGCCCGUCUGCCUCGCCGCAGCAUGUCUGUUCCGGUACAACUUGCUGUCCUUCAUCUACCUCAUCUACCUCCUGCUAAUCCCGCUGUUUGCAGAGCCAACAAAGACAACAAUGCAAGGCCACACAGGUCGCUUGCUGAAAUCCCUGUGCUUCACCAGUUUGACUUUUCUGCUGCUGCACAUCAUUUAUCAGAUUACCAUCAACAGCCUGUUAGCAGGAGACAACAUUGAGCCCGACUUCAACUGUUCAUCAUGGGAAAAAUCAAUAAGACAGCUCGGCUUUGAAAGUGUCCGGGGGGCGGAUGCGGGUAAUGGCAUCCGAGUUUUCAUCCCAGACAUUGGCAUGUUCAUCGCUGGUCUGGUUUCAUGGCUCCUCUGCCGCAGUCUAGAGAAGCCUCCAGUGAAGGACAUCUCACAGCUUAACACAGACUUUGAAACGGACAACCAGGAACAGGAGGAUGAGGAAGACGAGGAAGCACAGGAGGACAAGCUGGAGCUGGAGGGCGAGCUGUUCUUCGAGGAGGACUCUGAGCCGGGUGAUGUAGACUGUGAACUGCCAGAAGAGGAGGUUGAACAGGAAGAGCUAGAGGCCCUACAGGAGGAGGAAGAGAAGGAGAGCACUAAGAUGAAGAUCCUGCGGCAGAUAGCAGAAGUAGCAUCCAAACUCAAAGAAAUAAUUGGUGAUCUGAUUACGACCGCAGGGAAAGUAGUUGUAACCAUAUUACUGGGCCUAACAGGCAUCAUGCUGCCCUCCCUCACCUCCACGGUGUACUUCUUCACAUUCCUGGGCCUAUGCACCUGGUGGUCUUUCUGCCGCUCGUUUGAUCCACUGCUCUUCAGCUGCCUCUGUGUGCUGAUGGCCAUCUUCAGCGCAGGACACCUCCUCAUGCUCUACCUCUACCAAUUCCAGUUCUUCCAAGAAGUCGUUCCACCUGGAGACACUUAUGCAAGUCUGUUUGGCAUCUCUCCGGUGGUGCUGAGUAACUGUUCCCACACGUGGAUGUUUAAAGUGAACUCUCAGCUGGAUUGGCACCACUUCGUCAACCCCAUCAUGCUCCUGGUGUUGUACUACACGCUUGCCACACUCGUCCGCCUGUGGUUGCAGGAGCCUGAGGACACGGUAAAGGAGAAAGAUGGAGAGACUAAAGGAGUGGUGGAGCAGGAGCCUCCUGUGAAUACUGAUCUCCCUCACACAGCAGAGAAAAAGAGAGAGAUAUGGAGGAUGGCACACUAUCGCACAGAUGACAAAAAUGUAUUGAUUGUGACACCCAAUGGAGGCCCUGUGGAUCUGAUGUCUUUAUCAUGUGAGAAUAGGCCAUCUUCUGCAGAACUCUACUCCACUCCUGACUACAAAGCAGUCCAGGCUGAAUCUGGCUCAGAGAGAAUGGAUUCCAGUGUGUAUGAGAUCGGCCCAGUGCACGGUGAGCUGCCCGGGGCUGUGAGCUCAUCUGUGAAGGCUGUUCGAGUGAACGCGGUGGUUAAGACCUUUCGCUUCAUCAUGAAGCAGAGCUACAUUUGUGCCCUCAUCGCCAUGAUGGCCUGGAGCAUCACAUAUGUAAGCUGGCUGACCUUUGUCUUUCUCAUCUGGUCGUGCACACUGUGGAUGGUGCGGGACAGGAGGAAGUAUGCCAUGCUUACAUCACCUUUCAUGGUGUUUUAUGGGGACCUUCUCAUCGUGCUGCAGUACAUCUGGAGCUUCCAAACACUGCAGCCAGUGCCGGGCCUCUUCCUUAAGAAGGAAAUUCCCUUCAGGGAACUGGGCUCAAAGAUCUUGUGCCUUCUGAGUUUCUGGCUAUUGCUGAGACAAGCUUUGACCGAGAGGAGGGAGAGACAGAGAGAUGAGACGCAGCUAUCUGAUAUCAGGGUGGAGGACGGCUCUCAGGAGAAGGAAAUGGAAGUGGAGGAGGCUGGAGAGCAGAGAGAGAUGAUGGAUGUGUUGGGCAGUACAGUCAUGGCCAUGCUGAAUAAGUACUGGAUCUAUAUCUGUGGAGGGAUGUUCUUCUUUGUCAGCUUUGAAGGACGCAUCGUCAUGUAUAAAAUCAUCUACAUGAUGAUGUUUCUAUUCUGUGUAGCUCUGUAUCAGGUGCACUAUGAGCGCUGGCGCUGGAUGCUGAAGUAUUUCUGGAUGUCGGUGGUAGUGUACACCAUGCUAGUGCUUAUUCUUGUCUACACCUUCCAGUUUGAGUCAUCCAUACAUGUUUGGUCUAAUAUGACUGGUAUGAGCAAGGAAAAGCUGGAAGAUCUAGGCCUGGAGAAGUUCAGCGUUGCAGCUCUGUUCACUCGGAUCUUCAUCCCUACCUCCUUCCUGCUCGUGUGUAUUCUACACCUGCACUACUUCCACGAGCGCUUUCUGCAGCUCACCGACAUCAAGUCUGUGGCAGAUAAGCAGAAAAGCACCAUCUCCAGGCUUGUGCAUCUUGAUGGCAGCCUUGCAGAUAUCUCUAUGAUAAAGCCAGAGUUCAAUGCCUCUAUGAAGGAGGAAGAAGUGGGGGUGAAGGUGGACCCUGAUGAGGAACAAGAAGACAUUAAAAUGAGGCAAGAGGAAGAUGAAGAAAUCAGUGACCUGUACUGCAAGACAACAAGCUUCACCUGCCACAUAGCGCCAGAGCCUGAACCUGACGAAACCAAUGAUUUGAGAAAUAAGUGGCAUCUGGUGGUGGACCGCUUGACGGUGCUCUUCCUGAAGUUUCUACAGUACAUCCAUCAGCUGCAGCUCUUCAUCUGGUGGCUCCUGGAGCUCCACAUUAUUAAGAUUGUGUCAUCUUACAUCAUUUGGGUCUCUGUCAAAGAGGUGUCCCUGUUUAACUACGUGUUCUUGGUAAGCUGGACCUUUGCUCUACCCUUCAGCCAGUUCCGCCCACUGGCCUCCAGCGUCUGCACUGUUUGGACCUGCGUCAUCAUCGUCUGCAAGAUGCUCUACCAGCUCACCUCCAUCCAGCCUGAAUCCUAUUCCAGAAACUGCUCAAUGCCUAACUAUACAGAUCAUCAAAGGUUGGAGAUGGCCAGGUCUCUCAUCUACAGUGGCCCAGUAGACCCUGCAAACUGGGUUGGCCUCAAGAAGUUCUCCCCUUUACUGGAGAAUCUAAGGAAUAACUUGCUGAUGCUGGCCCUGCUUGCAUUUGAGGUGACGAUUUACCGUCACCAAGACUUCUACCGCAUGAGAAACAACCUGACUGCUCCUGUCACCAGAACAAUCUUCCACAACAUCACACGACAACACCUUGACGACGGCAUCAUUAACUGUGCCAAAUACUUCAUCAACUACUUCUUCUACAAGUUUGGCCUAGAGACCUGUUUCCUGUUGGCGGUGAAUGUGAUUGGCCAGCGGAUGGACUUCUAUGCCAUGCUGCAUGCAUUUGGGCUGAUUGCAGUGCUGUACCAACGCAGGAGGAAGGCCGUUGCCCGUGUCUGGCCCAAAUACUGCUGCUUCCUGGCCUGCAUGCUUACCUUCCAGUACCUACUGUGCAUUGGUAUCCCACCUGCAGCCUGCUCAGACUACCCAUGGAGACAUCCCUCAUCCAGCAUGGACUCCAACGUGGUCAAGUGGCUCUAUUUGCCUGACUUUCAUACCAAACCCAACUCUCUCUUUCUCAUCUAUGACUUCAUGUUGCUGCUGUGUGCGUCACUGCAGAGACGUGUGUUUGAGGAGGAAAAUGAUCCUGCAGUGCACUUGCUGGCUGGUGAUAAUGUAGAAAUCUGUAGAGACUUGGACGCUGCUUCCUUCAGCCAGCAUAACCCUGUCCCUGACUUCAUCCACUGCAGGUCGUAUCUAGAUAUGCUGAAGGUGAUCAUGUUCAGCUAUCUGUUUUGGUUUGUCCUCACCAUCAUCUUCAUCACGGGAACCACACGCAUCAGCGUGUUCUGCAUGGGGUAUCUGGUGGCCUGCUUCUACUUUUUGCUCUUUGGAGGAGAGCUGCUGCUAAAGCCAAUCAAAAGCAUCUUGCACUACUGGGAUUUCCUCAUUGCGUACAAUGUGUUCGUCAUCACAAUGAAGAACAUCCUCUCAAUAGCUGCUUGUGGAUAUAUUAAAGCCUUGGUGGUUAAUCAUUGCUGGCUGAUCCAGCUGUUCAGUCUGGCGUGCACUAUAAAAGGCUACUCACGACCCGAGCAGCAGGCCAAUAAACAGUGUGAGCUGCCCAGUGAUGAGGCAGGCAUUAUCUGGGACAGCAUUUGCUUUGCCUCCCUGUUGCUGCAGAGACGUGUCUUCAUGAGUUAUUACUUCCUUCACGUGGUGGCUGAUCUUCGUUCCUCUCAAGUUCUGGCAUCCAGAGGAGCUGAGUUGUUCCAGGCCACCAUUGUGAAGGCAGUCAAAGCAAGAAUCGAAGAGGAGAAGAAGUCCAUGGACCUGCUGAAGAGACAGAUGGACCGCAUUAAGAGCCGGCAGCAGAAGUUUAAGAGGGGAAAGGAGAGGAUGUUGAGUUUGGCUCAGGAAAGUGGCGAGGGCCACUCACUGGCCAAAGAGGAAGAGGAGAACGAUGAAGGAGAGGCGAGCAAAGAGACGAAUAAAGGCAAAAGGAAGCAGUGGUGGAGACCCUGGGUUGAUCACGCUUCUAUGGUGAGAAGUGGGAAUUAUUACUUGUUCGAGACAGACAGUGAGGAGGAGGAGGAAGAGGAUGACAAAAAAGAGGAAGAACCACCCAAGAGAUCUGCUUUUCAAUUUGUGUACCAUGCCUGGAUUACUGACUCAAAAACAGCCAUGAAGGAGCGCAACAAAGAGAGACGGCGAUUCUGGCAGAGAUAUACUGAGGGACGCAAAACCAAGAAGGACCAGCGGGAAGCUCAUGUCGCCAUCGAAGUGGGAGAUCAGGAAGAUGAUGUGGUUGAAGAAGAGAGAUCGGAUGGACCAGAUAACAUCCUUAAGCGUGUUUUUAACAUAGUGAAGUUCUCCUGGGUACUGUUCCUGGCUUUGCUGGACAGUUUUACAGCAUGGCUCAACUCCAUAUGCCAAGAGCACAUCGACAUCUCCACUGUACUGCGCAUCGAGCGCUGCAUGCUUACCCAAGAGGUCAAAAAGGGGAACAUUCCUUCGCGGGAGAGUAUUCACAUCUACUACCAGAGGCAGAUGUGCAGAGCUGCUUCCUCUGAGUGUGUUCUGGAGAGUACAGAGUGUCCACCUUCCCAGGACAGCUUCAUCCCACCUCUGCCCCAUCAGCAUCAGACACAGGGGUUAGACAGCAUGGAUUCUGUCCCCACUGGAGAUAGUCUGUCCAGUGUGUACACUGAGUCCACACUGCUCUACACUCAGUCCACACUGGAGUCCAGUGAGGCAGCCACUGACUGCGUGCCCAGAACCAGUGAGCGUGCACGGCCAAGACUCUGUCGCCUGCCGGGUCUGGACCUGUCCUCAUCCGCAGAGAGUGCAGCCAGCACUGCCUCCAGUGAAGCCACACAGUGCACAGCACUGUGCUCUCGGCAGGGCACCGGUGACACCAUUGAAGAGUCAGACGACCCCAGAGAAAGACUGCAACCUCAACCCCCGGGUGACACGUGGCCCAAAACCUUAGACAACCAGCGCUGUAGCAUUGAGGGUCAGACUCCAGAGGGUGCCUCAGCUUUGGACUGGGACAGUGCACUAGCUGCAGAGCAGGACACGUGGCCCCAGCUGAGCAGAUUCCCCUCUGAGGCAGAUAUUCCUCCCUCCUACAGCAGAGCCACAGGACUGGACUCAGUGUGCAAUACAACAGCUGGCUCUGAGGAGAAGAGGCUCAGGAUAAACAUUCCUGAAGACAGAGCUGCAAGCCAGGGAGACAUCACCCUGGCCUCACUGAGCCAUAAACUAACAGCUAGUGAACUGCUGCACAGCAGGAUGUUCUAUGACGAGGAGCUGGAGGAGUCAGAGCGCUUUUACAGCUCCCAGCCUCAGGUCCUGCAGCUGUGCUAUGCUCUCUACAACAUGUUGGUGGCCCAUUCGGAGAUGGUGUGCUAUCUGGUCAUCAUCCUCAAUCACAUGAUCUCAGCUUCAGUGGCCACGCUGGUGCUGCCCAUCCUUAUCUUCCUUUGGGCCAUGCUGUCCGUGCCCCGGCCAAGCAAACGCUUCUGGAUGACCGCUAUAGUCUAUACUGAGGUGACAAUCGUAAUAAAAUACUUCUUCCAGUUUGGAUUCUUCUUCUUCAAUCAGAAUAUAGAGCUAGACAAGACCAAACCCUUUCAUCCUCCAAAUAUUAUAGGAGUGGAGAAGAAAGAGGGUUAUGUACAUUAUGACCUGGUUCAACUGCUGGCACUCUUCUUCCAUCGCUCCAUUCUUAAGUGUCAUGGUCUGUGGGAUGAGGAUGAGCCCAGAUCAGGAGGUAAAACUGCAGUGGCCAAUCACACAGACUCAGACAGUGAGGAGAAAUCCAGAGUCCGGCCAGAGAGGAGCUCCCUCAGCCGUGAAGCUUCAGUGGAGUCCACAUACAUCCGCAUGUCCAGAAAACACUCACAUUCUCUUUCCGCCGUACGCCGACAUAGCUCCAGUGCAGGAUCACACAUUUCCCGCCGCUCAGUGCGCUCCAGAGGAGGCAGUUCAGGCACAAGGUCGAGUGUGUGUCGUGCAGGCAGUGUUUUGGGUGUUCAGCAGAAGAGUCGUAAAGAGCUCGUUCUGGAGAAACUUCGAGAGCAACUCAUCAAAGCCAAGAAAUUCACUGUUCACACAACGCUGGAGAUCUACAUUCCAAUCCGCCAGUUUUUCUACAACCUGAUCUACCCAGAGUACAGCGCAGUGACAGACGUCUAUGUGCUCAUGUUUCUAGCUGACACCGUUGACUUCAUUAUCAUUGUUUUUGGGUUCUGGGCCUUUGGGAAACACUCUGCUGCUGCAGACAUCACAUCCUCUCUGUCUGAGGAUCAGGUUCCAGAAGCAUUUCUGGUGAUGGUCCUGAUCCAGUUUGGUACUAUGGUGGUGGACCGAGCCCUAUACCUGAGGAAGACUGUUAUGGGAAAGGUCAUCUUCCAGGUUAUCUUGGUGUUCGGCAUCCACUUCUGGAUGUUUUUCAUACUUCCUGGCGUCACUGAAAGGCGUUUCAGUCAGAAUAUGGUGGCCCAGCUCUGGUACUUUGUGAAGUGCAUCUACUUCGGCUUGUCAGCAUACCAGAUUCGCUGCGGCUACCCUACACGAGUGCUGGGCAACUUCCUGACCAAAAGCUAUAAUUACGUCAACCUUUUCCUGUUUCAGGGGUUCCGGUUGGUUCCGUUUCUGACAGAGUUGCGGGCUGUGAUGGACUGGGUGUGGACAGACACCACUCUCAGUCUAUCCAGCUGGAUCUGUGUGGAGGACAUUUAUGCACAUAUAUUUGUGCUCAAGUGCUGGAGGGAGUCAGAGAAAAGGUAUCCUCAGCCACGUGGACAGAAAAAAAAGAAGGUAGUGAAGUAUGGGAUGGGUGGUAUGAUCGUGAUGUUGCUCAUCUGCAUCGUCUGGUUCCCCCUGCUCUUCAUGUCCUUGGUCAAAUCAGUGGCCGGCGUUGUCAACAAACCUCUGGAUGUGUCUGUCACCAUCACUCUGGGAGGAUUUCAGCCGAUCUUCACGAUGAGCGCUCAGCAGAAUCAGCUGAAGGACAUGACUGAAGGACAGUUCUUGGGGUUCAUGAAUUCAUACAACUACAUUCCAAGUGCAAUGCAGUUCUUAGAGGCAUACACAGCUGAGGAUGUGACAGUGGCUGAGUUAGAGGGAAGUUCUAACUCACUGUGGACCAUCAGCCCACCCAGCAGGAAGAACCUGAUGGACGUACUAAGCAAAGAAGACCUAUUUCCUGUUACCAUGUCCUGGACUAUCCAGAGGAACCUCAGUCUUGGAGCAAAGGCUGAAGUUGCCAUGGACAAGCAUGUUACGUAUCUGGACAGGAAUACAAAACAGAAGUUAAUAUAUUUGCUAAACGGAACAAGGAACGAGGCUGUAGUAAUAGAACAAGUCUUCCCCUGCUACAUACGAGCACCCAGUGACUCCAAUGCUAAACCUAUUGAUCAGCUUUAUGGAGAGGACGGUUAUGAGGACAUCCUUUUGGACCUGGAGCGAACCAACAACAGCAGCGGUGAAAUCCAAGAGUGGUGGAUUGUCGACCAGUCGCCAGAGGAAAAGACUAACAUGAGAUGCAGGGCGAGGGAGGGGCAGAAGAAGGAGGCUGGACUGCAGCUGUAUGUCUUCAGUGAUAAAGUUAGUCCUCCCAGUUUGAGCUUCCUCGCUGGCUAUGGCAUAAUGGGUCUGUAUGCCUCUGUGGUACUGGUGAUCGGAAAGUUUGUGCGUGAAUUCUUCAGCGGAAUCUCACACUCCAUCAUGUUCGAGGAGCUGCCCUGUGUGGACCGCAUCCUCAAACUGUGCACAGACAUUUUCCUCGUCCGAGAGACUGGAGAGCUGGAGUUGGAGGAAGACCUGUACGCUAAGCUCAUCUUCCUCUACCGCUCACCUGAGACCAUGAUCAAAUGGACCAGGGAGAAGACUAAAUGAGCCACAGAAGCUUACACGGAACAAGAAGGCGGUGAGAGAGGACGGACACAGCUGCCGAAGCUGCAGUGCAGAAGAGCAUGUCCACAUAUUCAGUGCGUUUGUAAGCUUGUGAAUAAGAAAAGGCCCCACUGCCUUCAGCAAUGUGACAUGCAGGCGUAGCUGUUCAACAGUAUAUGUACGUUAUGUACUAACCUGAACCUGAAAAGCCAGUGGAUUAAGAGUGUAGCAGCUGCCAGGGACUUGAAUGAGAGAGGCUGGCUUCAGGGCUCAGCUGUGUACUCUACUGCCCCCUAUCUGCUAGAAGCCUCUGAGAUGAAAUGCAUUGAUCCACGGGUUGUGCAAUAUGCUGUCCUAGUAGCUGGCUGUAAAGACACGCAGUGGAAGAAAAGGCACAGCAACUGACAGACACUAGCCACUUUUGACUUGAGACAAAAUGAUUUUCCUGAUUCUGGAAGUGCUUGGGUUCUUCAAAAGAUUAAGAGUGUGACAUUCCACACAGGAUUAUGGUCUAUGUUUGCUUAAUGUUGUAGAUUGUGCAGAGAGCCAAUACAAAAGAACCAGAGGACGGCUUUCUCAAAAAAAAAAGACUGUCAUCCUGUCAAAGCAGCAUUCAAAGUUUGUUCUUCCACACAGGCCAGAAAAUAGCCACAGCAUGGAAAAUUGGGUUCUUCUCUACUGUUAGGGAAUGCUCUGCAGAAUUGGAUGUAAUUUAAUGAUCUAAGCAUAAAGCACAUUUUGGAAAUCAA